This is a messenger RNA of Apodemus sylvaticus (European woodmouse), 3140 nucleotides long. It is a transcript of the gene Tmem200b, whose product is annotated as transmembrane protein 200B. The record is from RefSeq and is a predicted model, not a curated record. Lineage: Eukaryota; Metazoa; Chordata; Mammalia; Rodentia; Muridae. Bases 189 to 1043 code for a protein of 284 amino acids. The transcript has 3 exons.
GAGGCAGUGACCACAGGGACGAGCUGGCUGAUUCUGGAUGAGGAGGGGAGGUGGGGCCUGAGGACCCGAGUGUGCUCUGGCGCUCCAGUGCUGGCUGAGGAAGUCUGCAAGGAGGGGGCGAGCAAGGAGAAGCCGGAGUCAGAGACACCUCCGCCGGCCCUCGCUGCGAGCGCCAGGACGACCGUGCGAUGACGGCCGGGAGCCCCGGAGACGGCGGCGCGCGCAGGAGCCCCGAGGGCCGCGUCUCGCGCCUGGGCCGCCGCUUGGGCCGGCGCCGGCGGCCGCGCUCCCCGCCAGAGCCGCUGCGGGUGCGGGCGCGGCUGCGGCUGCGCUCGCCGUCGGGGGCGUUCGCGGCGCUGGGCGCGCUCGUGGUGCUGGUGGGCAUGGGCAUCGCCGUGGCGGGCUACUGGCCCGGCCGCGCCUCCCACGCCCACGGCCCGAGGACCGGCCGCGCGCACGGGCCGCACGAGCGCCUGCGGCUGCUGGGCCCGGUAAUCAUGGGUGUCGGCCUGUUCGUGUUCAUCUGUGCCAACACGUUGCUCUACGAGAACCGCGACCUGGAGACCCGGCGUCUCCGCCGGGGCGUGCUGAGGGCGCAGGCGCUGCGGCCGCCCGACGGCCCUGGCUGGGACGCGCUGCUGCCCAGUCCCGCGCAUGGGUCCCCGGGCGCCGUCGCAGAACCCGAGACUUGGGACCUGGCCCCGAGGAGGGGCCCCUCGCCCGUCCCGUCGGUGCGCAGCCUACGGUCCGAACCUGCCAACCCUCGCUCGGGGCUGCCUGCCCUGCUCCACAGCUACCCGUUGAAGGGCCCGGGGCUGCCACCACCCUGGGGCCCUCGGACUCAGACUGGACAUGUGAUUAUCACGGUGCAGCCCUCUGGUUCCUGCAUUGAGCACUCCAAGUCUCUGGACCUGGGCCUGGGGGAGCUUCUUCUGGGGGCUCCAGCAGCUCGGGACUGUGCCCACCGAAGCUGGCCACGGCUGGACCGACUCAGUUUGGGGGGCUAUGCUAAAUUAGGAGGGGAUUUGGGGGCCCGGGUCUGAGGUGCAAGGUAUAACCUGCUGUGAGGCUACCAGUGUGGACCAUGGGACUGGGACACCAGAAGUCCAGUGCCCAGUAGCUGCUCCAGUCACCUCCGAGGCUAGGAUGGAUGCUAUGUGGUGGCAGCAGCCGCUAAGGCUCCUACCUGCAUGUGUAGCAGUGCUCCGGGGGCGUGUGUUAAUGUGGACACCAGCAUGAUUCAGCCUCAGGAAUUUCUUCAGCCCGUGUGGCCUUAGCCCAGGAGCGGCACCUGAAGGGCUGCUGGGUAGGCCAACAGCAUCCUGAGAUGCCCGGGGUACUUUGGCAAACAGCAGUGAUAGGUUGGGAUGUCUCAGGCCGAGACAGGCUCCAAGAUGGCGGUCGUGAUGGAAAUGGGACCACGGGGGAAGGUGGGCAGUGAGGUGAAUGAGACCUUCUGCAGCUGUCUGGGCAGUGACUGCACCUCUAACUGCCACCACCUCAGGUCAGUUCUUCCCUCAGCUAAGCCGGCUCUGUCCUGGCAGGGCUAACUACUGCCAAAGCCCUGACCCUGGGAUCAAACUGCUCCCCUGGAGACAGGUCUGUCUGCCCGUGCCCCUGUGCCGCAGUUCCCCCAGCUGCCAGAGGUGCCCACCAGGUCUCAGCACGUCCGUCCUACUGUACCCUGGCCAGUGUGGGCGGCUCACUGUACAGGGGCCGACACUUCCCUUUCAGUCUCCCUUCCCAGGUUUAAUUUCUCCACACUUUUGCUAGAAGAGAACUUUAAAAGUUGAUCAAUCCUCACAGUCAGGUUUUGUUUUUUUUUUUAAGUUUAUUGAAAAAUGCCAUACAAGAAGCAAGACCAAACACUUACCUAAACACUACAGCCACAUCUGUCACUACGAAAGGCGCAGACAGCAGGCCCAGGUACUGCCUAUCUCACCUAAGGGGUUUUUCGGUUGGACUCUGCCGGCAUAGUUCCUAUUUUGUCAAAUGUAAACAACUACUUGAUAUGAUUCAUAAUUUUUAAAAAAUUUACAAAGCUCCUUCAUUUUUUUGUCAUGAAAAUAAUAUAUCUGAGAGAGAUUUGUAAAAACAAACAGCCUGGGGCUGAUAUUUCCCAUGAACAGUGGGGGUGCUGGCCAGACCUUAGCAACAGCUCCAUUUCUCAAAAUGGGCCAGGGCCCCCAGACCCCAGAAUCCAUCCCCCAGAACUCCGCUGGCCUGGGGGAGGGCCCCGGAGUCAGCCUCCUUGGGCCCUUGGCUUAGGAAUAUAGGGCUUGCUUUGUGGGUGGGUGGCAGAGAUCUCAUGUGGUUUGAAGGAAAUCUACUUCUGAAGUAAAAAUAAAACUGCAGUUGGAAUUGUUACUGUGGUGUGCCUGAGUCACUUUGGGAAAAGUCCUGCCAAGUCUCUGACCCUGGAGAUGGGACUCCCCUCCCCCCUCACUCCUUCUACCUGGACAGAGCCUGUUCUUCACACACACACAACUGCAGAAAGAAAGAAAAUCCAAACAAUUACCAUAUCCCAGGAUCUGUUGCCAGAGCCAGCAAAGGAGGGGGAGGAGCUGGAGGGACAUCAGAAUUCUGGUCCAAUUUCCAGACAGGCGGCAGCAGAGGGGCAGAGUUCAGGUACCCGGGUAUGAGGUCCUGAGUGGGAUGGCGCAGUGCCAGUGGGCAGGCUCCUGCUGCUGCUCCUUUUCAGAGCUGGUGGCAGCUAGAGCCCGUGCUAAUCCACCCCUGCAGCCCAGCCUUCUGUGGCUCAGUCCCAGUCUGCAGUUCACUUCUGAGAACGGAACCAAGCCUGUCCCUCUCCCAUCUGGGCUCCCCUCCGUAAAGCAAGCUGCCAUUGGUAACGGUCUCAUGACAGCUAAAAGAAAACUGCACACUCAAAACCAGUUCAAAGUUGCUGAGUUCAGAUGAAGGGCGAGCAUUCAGCCGGAGGCUGCUGUGGCUUCCCGCUCUGCCCCUGCUCACGACCCUUCAGGCCCGCCAUGGCUGCCCGGGACCCGCCGUCAGGCCUCGGAAAGUUCAUUCCAGCCUAGAAUUAGGAUUCUACUAAUCUUCCAGGCAGGUGUUUAUAGGAAGUUAGCUGGAAGAUUACAGAGGCCAUGUUUGGGGGGGGGGGGGGGGGGGGGGGUGGG